Messenger RNA from Closterium sp. Naga37s-1, 1578 nucleotides. The record is from the annotation of a GenBank genome assembly. Lineage: Eukaryota; Viridiplantae; Streptophyta; Zygnematophyceae; Desmidiales; Closteriaceae.
AUGCGGUCAAGGAGCUGCCUAACGUUCCCCGCUCGUUUCUGUUCCGUCUCCUUCCGGUCUCCCUUCCGUCUCCCUUCCGUCUCCUUUCCGUCUCCCUUCCGUCUCCUUCCCGUCUCCCUUCCGUCUCCGUUCCGUCUCCUUUCCGUCUCCUUUCCGUCUCCUCUCCGUCAUCCCACGUACCCGACCCAACCACCAGGCGCCAUAGCCGCCACCUCCGGCCAUCCCGCCUCCCCCUCUCCGCGAUCAGGAAGCGCGCGUUCCGCCGCCGCAGGUGUCCCCGUUAUGAGCAGCCUCGCUGCAAGAAACGGGCUGUCCAUUGCGCGUGCAGGGAUAGGCAGGCAAGCGGGCGCGGGACACGAAGCCUCUGCUUGCGCCACGUCUGGGGGCCCGCAUUCCCGCCCCCCUGGCUCCCCGCACUCCCCGGGGCCUCCGCUUCCCCCCCGGGGAAAUGCAGCUGGGAGCGGGGCGGGCGCAGCAGGGGCGCAUGCGCGCGCGGGUAGGUCGGCGGGCGCAAAGGCGGGGGUGAUUGCGACGACUCUGCGCGCCAUAUGGCGGGAGGAGGGCAUCCGCGGACUGUACAGGGGGCUGUGCCCCUCCGUGGUUGCGCUGCUGCCGAACUGGGCGGUAAGGGGAAACGUCGGGAGCGAGGUGUACUUUUCAGUGUACGACCAUCUCAAGGAGAUGCUCAGUGCACCCGACUCUACCCGUCCCAUCUCAGAUUCGCCAUUUGCUGAUUGCAUUCCCCUCCCACCAAUGGCCCAUGCAUGCCCCUUCCCCCGCCUUCAGGUGUACUUUUCAGUGUACGACCAUCUCAAGAAGAUGCUCAGUGCACCCGACUCCCAUUUCCCCGGCAGCAGCAGCAGCAGCACAGGAAGGGGAUGCACAGGGGAGGCCUGCACUGGUAGUGCCAGCAGCACAGGCGCCAGCACCUCUGGCGUCAGGUGCACGGGGGUGUCGUGUACAGGGGACUGCAAUGGAAUCCCAUCCUCCUCCUCCUCCUCCUCCUCCUCCUCCUCCUCCUCCUCCUCCUCCUCCUCCUCCUCCUCCUCCUCCUCCUCCUCCUCCUCCUCCUCCUCCUCCUCUGCCCCUCCGCCGCUGCUCACCAGCGUUACAGCAGCAGCGGGUGCCGGUGCCACUACUGCUAUUCUCACCAACCCGCUCUGGGUCGUGAAAACUCGCUUGCAGACCCAGGGCCUGCGCCCCCAUCGCCUGCCGUACAAGGGCACGGUGUCGGCACUGGUGCGAAUAUUCAAAGAGGAAGGGGUCGCAGGGCUGUACAGUGGAGUGGUACCAGCGCUAGCAGGGGUGAGCCACGUGGCCAUCCAGUUCCCCCUCUACGAGCACCUCAAGCAGACCAUGGCGGAGAGAGCGCACACGAGUGUCGAUAACCUAUCACUCAUCGACCUCGCUCUGGCCUCCGCAGUCUCGAAAGUCGUGGCUUCAACCCUCACAUACCCACACGAGGUGGUGCGCUCCCGGUUGCAGGAGCAAGGGCGAGCAAUCGUAGCAGCGGGCGCAGAUGCCUCCGUGCCCCGCUAUCUUGGUGUGAUUGACUGCAUUCAACAGGUGCUUUAUUGA